AUAGCCUGGUGACGUAAGACUGGACGACACCUUACACGGGGCUGAGCAGAUGAACCGAGGAGGGCAACUGGUCAAGUUAGACCCGAGAGUAUGGGCACUGGCAGAGACGCAUUCACAGUCGUUCACAGUAGGAGAUCGAGUGUACGGAUGUAUGCGGUUUGGUGCUUGCGCCUCGUACGUAAAUGUGCCGGCACACCAGAUCAGAAAAAUGCCAAACAACUGGAAUUUCUCCCAAGGAGCCGCAUUUACUGCUCAAACACUUACGAGCUACUAUGCGCUUAAAGAACUCGGGAAUAUUAGAAGCGGAAAAGUUGUUUUUAUCCAUUCUCUCGCAGGUGGUUGUGGAAUGCAAGCAUUAAAGAUCUGUGAGAAACUGGGCGCAUCUGUGAUUGGCACAGUUGGUCGACCAGAGAAAGUUUUAAAACUCCUGGAAAGGUUCCCACAUCUAUCCAUAGAACAAAUUAUAGUUAGAACGACCGCGAAGGAAUUGGGCGGGCAAAUCGACACAGCUUUAGGAUAUCUCCAGCACAAGGCAUCGAUUGUUUCGCACUCGGGAAUUGAUAUCGUCAUGGAUGCGGUAUUGGGCGAUUGGUUUCAGCCCGUAUACGACAGAUUAAGGCCUGGUGGAAGGUAUAUCGUCUAUGGUGCUGCUGAUAUGACCCCAAACUCUAACAAACUAGGAUGGAACGAGUGGUUACGAUUAGGUUACCAAUGGCUGCUUCGACCCAAGUUAGAUCUACUUGAGGUGCCCAGCAAGAAUGUAGGUGUCAUGGGCUUCAACUUGAUCCACCUACUAAAUGAUGCCGAGCUUCUAUUGCUUUUAAUGGAGGAGAUGGAGGCGCUCAGUCUUGAGCCUCCUCAUGUGGGCCACGAGUUCGAAUUCAGUGAACUUGUGCCCGCAUUGAGUUUAUUCAGAAGCGGUAAGACCACAGGCAAAGUUGUCCUGAAGGUGUGACUUAAAAUUUUGGAUUUUGGUCUCGAGACAGAAUACAAAUUAGACAUCUUCGAAUAUUUAUACAAUCAACUUAAUACUUCCACGGAAUAAUUUAACUAUCCUAAAGCGUUUCGUUUUGCUAUUGUUGUUUGUGUAUUAUAUAUAUAUAUAUAUAGUAGUAUCACUUUUUAAGGUGUUAUCAUAUAUGGUAUACUUAUUUUAAAGAUCUGCCAGGCAUUCACAGAGAAAUAAUGAAGUCUUCCACCGGCAACGAAUAGGUACUGCAUAUCGCAUAGUAUACAAACAUUACAACACUCGUAUCGUAUAUAUAUAUCACUAUAUACCCCUUCCUGGUUUGUGAAUACCCCAGUAUGAACUCUCUAUGUAGUUAGAGAGAUGAGGUCAUGAGGAUAUACGACACUUUUUGACGAUGUGUUCUCCCUCCAACGAACCGCUUGUGAGCUGCCGCUGACGACUGGCGAACACUGCUCAAACAAGGUCGCAAAUCACCCUCUAAAAUGCGCGUAUAUCGGAUCUACAUUCGUCUGCGGUCGAGUGACGAUUGUCGACAUAGCAAUCUUGGAAAACAUAUAUUUAGGCUUUUAAAUAUUUUUAUAAAAAGAACAGUG
This is a messenger RNA of Sphaeroforma arctica JP610, 1563 nucleotides long. RefSeq lists its product as hypothetical. Bases 50 to 955 code for a protein of 301 amino acids. The transcript has 5 exons. The record is from RefSeq and is a predicted model, not a curated record. Lineage: Eukaryota; Ichthyosporea; Ichthyophonida. Gene Ontology annotation, molecular function: oxidoreductase activity.